AUGUCUGCUAAGACUACUAUUGAACAAGCUUUGACAGAUAGUGCUGUUCGACAAACUGCAGAGAAUGAUGGAUGGUCAAUGGACGUCAAGCAAGAUAGCAAUGAUCCGAAUAAAUACAUUGUUAGAUUGAGGAGACCAGAAGGGUCUAGUGGUGCUGCAACCAGAGUCAACCAAGCACUUCAACGAUCUAAGAGGACGCUCAAAAAAGUUGAAAUCAAAGCCGAUCGGAAUGGAAACGUUGAUUUGGCAGUAGCUCACCAGGCAGUUUUGAAUGGAUUUCAUUCAGCAUUUAAUUCAAUAGAGUAUCGUAACUGGUCAAACAAAAGGAUGAAAGCAGCAUGGGAUGCAGAACAAGCUCGAAAACAUGGCGGGCCGUCAGCCUAG
Messenger RNA from Fomitiporia mediterranea MF3/22, 384 nucleotides. RefSeq lists its product as uncharacterized. Bases 1 to 384 code for a protein of 127 amino acids. The transcript is spliced from 3 exons. Lineage: Eukaryota; Fungi; Basidiomycota; Agaricomycetes; Hymenochaetales; Hymenochaetaceae. The record is from RefSeq and is a predicted model, not a curated record.